Molecule: messenger RNA, 8296 nt
Organism: Gopherus flavomarginatus (Mexican gopher tortoise)
Lineage: Eukaryota; Metazoa; Chordata; Testudines; Testudinidae
Gene: STX16
Product: syntaxin 16
Exons: 11
Coding region: 768-1748 (326 amino acids)
Biological process (GO): intracellular protein transport; vesicle-mediated transport; vesicle fusion
Cellular component (GO): endomembrane system; membrane; SNARE complex
Molecular function (GO): SNAP receptor activity; SNARE binding
Source: RefSeq, a predicted model, not a curated record
GUGAGCCGGGCCCCUGUCAGAUCCGGGGAGGAAGGCUGGAUGAAGCCGGGGGCUGCCGCAGGGAGUCGGGGCUCGUUCCUGUGAGCGGCGGGAAGGAGCCGCCGGGGACUCGCGCUGUAUCCGCCCCGGGGUGUCUGGCCUGAGCUAGAGCGGGAGCCGCAGGCCUAGGCGAGCCAGGCCCCGGGGUGGGGGGCGCCUUGGGACAGCGGAGGAAGCUCAGGGGCUCCCUGGCGGUGGGGGAUGCUCAGGGCACAAGCCUGACCUGGGAGUCCUUAGAUAGAGAAGCCAUUGAGGGGCUCUGGGUGUCCCGUGCAGGCCGAGGGGGAGUCGAGGAAUCCGGGGACCCCUGGGAGUGCAGAGGGGCCCUUGAAGGCUCGGGGUUGGGACCCCUAGGAGUGCAGGGGGCCCUUGAAGGCUCGGGGCUGGGACCCCUGGGAGUGCAGGGGGCCCUUGAAGGCUCGGGGUUGGGACCCCUGGGAGUGCAGAGUGCAGGGGGCCCUUGAAGGCUCGGGGCUGGGACCCCUGGGAGAGUGCAGGGGGCCCUUGAAGGCUCGGGAUUGGGACUCCUGGGAGUGCAGAGGGCCCUUGAAGGCUCGGGGUUGGGACCCCUAGGAGUGCAGAGGGGCCCUUGAAGGCUCGGGGUUGGGACUCCUGGGAGUGCAGAGUGCAGGGGGCCCUUGAAGGCUCGGGGCUGGGACCCCUGUGGGUGCCGAGGGGUCCCGUGACAGCUCUGCGGGUAGUCCAGGGGGGGCCCUAGAAGUAGAGCCAUGGCCACCCGGCGUUUAACAGACGCGUUCUUGUUGUUGCGGAACAACGCGAUCCAAAACCGGCAACUGCUGGCCGAGCAAGUGAGUAGUUACAGCUCCUCCAGCCCUCUGAAUUCACGUAGCAUGGCUGCUGCGGAGCUGGAUGAGCUUGCUGAUGAUCGCAUGGCACUAGUAUCGGGGAUCAGUUUAGAUCCCGAAGCAGCAGUUUGUGUAACAAAGCGGCUACCUCCCAAAUGGGUUGAUGGAGUGGGAGAAAUUCAGGAUGAUAUCAGCAGGAUUAAACAGAAGAUGAAAGAAUUAGCCAGUCUUCACGACAAAUAUUUAAACAGACCUACUUUGGAUGAUAGCAGCGAAGAAGAACAUGCAAUAGAAAUUACUACCCAAGAGAUCACACAGCUAUUUCACAGAUGCCAGAGAGCAGUCCAGGCCUUGCAGAGCAGGUCACGUAAUUGUACAGAACAAGAAGAACGUGUUCUCAGAAACAUAGUGUCUUCCUUAGCACAGUCCCUUCAGGACCUAUCCACCAACUUUAGGCAUGCACAGUCUGACUAUCUCAAACGCAUGAAGAAUCGAGAAGAAAGAUCCAAGCAUUUCUUUGAUACGUCAGUCCCGCUUAUGGAUGAUGGAGAGGACAGUACUCUUUAUGACAGGGGUUUUACGGAUGACCAGUUAGUAUUGGUGGAACAAAACACAUUAAUGGUGGAAGAGCGGGAACGAGAAAUCCGCCAGAUUGUACAAUCAAUCUCUGAUCUCAAUGAAAUAUUUAGGGACCUUGGAGCAAUGAUAGUGGAACAGGGUACAGUUCUGGACAGAAUUGACUACAAUGUUGAGCAGUCGUGUAUAAAAACUGAAGAGGGAUUGAAACAAUUACAUAAGGCUGAGCAAUAUCAGAAGAAGAAUCGGAAGAUGCUUGUCAUUUUAAUUUUAUUUGUAAUAGUAAUUGUACUUAUUAUUGUUCUUGUUGGUGUAAAGUCACACUAGGUAAUGGUUCUAUCAUUUUCUUAUUUUUGUGUGUAUGUAAUUAUUUUUCCUAAUCUGAAUGGAUGGACCUGCACUCCUGAAAGUUGCCUUUGAAUGUAUAAGCCCUAGUGGUACAAAUUCUGUGCAAUGUUUCAGUAGAACUCUUUUCAUAAUACAUCCUUCGGUGAUACCAGAGGUGUUUGUAAAACUUGUACAGAAAAUGUCAGGACACUUGAUAAUGCUACCAAAUUGGUCAUCCAGUUCUUUAUCCAAACAUAUUUGGAAUAUUGUGCAGUAUUUAAAAAAAAGAUGGAAAAUAAGAGUAGAUGUUUACAAGAAAAUAUGAUAAUUAGUAUUUCACUGUGUGCAAAAAAGUGUGCCGUUCUUUGUAGUCUUAUGUUGCAAUUUUGUAAACUAUAAGAUUUUUAUGGGACUAUGAUUUGGAGGGUAAAUGCCUUAAAAGAUGCACAAAAUUCUAACUGUUUGAUUUCACCUACUUUUCUCCAAACUUUUAAAAAAUAUGUUUGGAGUGACCAUUAAAAAAGAAACGUCUUAAAACAGAGCAUAACUCAACCCCUGUGAUCUUAAUAUAGAUUUUGCAUCAUUAGUAAUUAUCAAGGUAGUACUUAGAAGUGUAAAUAACAAGACUUUAAUCACUGGUAUAAUUUAACACAUUUAAUUUAAUUAAAAUAGCUUCCUAAUCCUAAGUAAUCAUAGGAAUAACUUUUCCUCAUCAAAAAGAUCAUGCAUUAUAUUAUCUAUUGCAAAUUUCUUGGUUAUAUAUUAAAUACAGCCAGCUACAUUACAGUCAUUUUAAUGGUUUGCGCUAAACCUGCAAUAGAAAGAAAAUUCUCCUUUUAGCCCCCUGUAUCCUUCAUCUUUUCCCCUCCGUCAGGUGUCCUACAACAGUGGAUGGUAGACUGUCUUCACGUACAAGUAGUCCCAAAUAUUUACAGUACAUCUAUCCAUACACUCAUCCUAAAUAAGUAUUUCAAUAUGAGUAUAAUAUAUAUUGCAGUCUUUAUAAGGGAACAAGUUUAAAAUGCAAUGUUGACCAUGACUAAAAUGAUGUAUUAGUAUGGGCAUACAUCAGAUCUUGGUACAAAAUGUCUGGCUUGCAGUGCUUCUGCAGCAAUACAAUUUGCUGUAGGUCAGGGGAGAGAGAGAGAAGAGAAAUCUUGAGCAGUGGAAUAUUAAUGGUUUAACAUGGUCCAAAGUGUUGCACAAUUAUAGGGGCAUUGCCUUAAUAUUUUUAACAAGGCUUUUCUGUAUUGAAUAAGUUGGUUUCUCUAAGAGGCUAUAGCUUGUACUAAUGGCACUUUGGUUCUGAUUUGUACAGUGGUCUGCAUACGCUUGCAGUGAUGUUGUGCCCAAAGCCACUGAAGCUCAGGUACACAAUAUAAUGAUUCUAAAAUUGUACAUGGGGAAUUGGGAUCCUCUGUCCAUAUCAGUGCAGACUCUUGCCAGCUUUCUUCCUGUAAUGGGCCAUGUAUGCCAUCCACCAACCCCUGCUUCCCUAGUAAUGAUGGUAUACAUGAGUCUUCCUUGGCAUACUUAGACAUAAUAUUAAGAUAUGGCCCCUUAAAAGGUAUUUCUAACUAUCUAGCUAUUGAUUUUCCUUCGUCUGACAAGACCUUCAGUCAUUAGGGUGUUUAGGGUACCUGUUUACUCGCUGGAAUACUUCAAAACCAGACAGAUUGACUCUGAUGGAAAGAGGUCCACUAAUGAAGUGGAUGUUCUCUCCUCCCCUCUCCCACCAACCUCCAUCCUCCCCCCUUCCCCCCCCCCCCCCCACUGAAGAAUUGCAGUUAGUAGCUGCAAGGUAGAGGAGACACAUGGGGGUCCUUCAUAAUGAUUAGUCACGAUAAUUGGUGUUUUCUCUAUUGAAGAUAUUGCAGACUAAAGAGAGAAAUCCCUAGCAUGUGCUUAAGUUACUGCCUUUUGUAAGAUGAAUGUGCCAGGGAACUUUCUUGGAAUUGGAUUAAUUUUCACUUUUUAUUAAUAGCCUCCCUUGGUUGGAAGAAACAUUUGUUGUCCUUUAUGAAUCGGGCAGAUGAUAGGAGACUAAUGGGGAGGAGGCUCAUUGAAGUGUGUAACUGACUUUGUGCAGGCAGAACCCUACCUAAUACAAAGUAUUUUAUGAAAUAGGAUAGAAUUCUGAGCAAGUAGUUUGCCUGCAUGCAGCACCACGACCCACAGGUCUGAGUUCAUACUUGGAAAAUGCUUAUUUGAUGUGGGGAAUAGGGCAAAAUAAAUUUGUUGGGCAUCUGGAUGGCUUUUUGGAUUGGUGAUGGAGUAUGUGGAGCCAUUAGUUUACUGGUUGAAAUCUGUUCCCGUUGGUAACAGCCUUGACUUACUUCCUCUUGAUUGAUAAUUCAUGGCCUAUGUGGAAGAAGUUUCACAAACUGGCACUAAUUGGCACACUUUGCAUAUCUUAACUGAUAGGCCAAUGAGACUGGACUAUCCUCUGGCCUUGAAAUUUGGGACAGUGUGGGAAUCGAUGCACUGCUUCUACUCCCACUAUUUGUUUUCUGGGUAAAGAGGAAUUUGCUCUCCAGAAACUACCAAUGUAGAUUUUUCACAGCACUAAAUUCACACAAACACAAUUUGUAAAAGGUAGAAUAAAAUUCUUUAGCUUUGUAGCUGGUGUGUAGCUCCCCAGUGUUGGCAUAGAUCUUUUUGAUGAUUGUGACUAAAACUACUGUCUCCUAAGUGUGUUACUGCUGUCUGCAUCCUAUGGUGCGAAGCAGUAAACAUUGCAUUAAUUUAAUUGACUGUAUUUGCAACUUUCACUCUAAGAUGUUAUUUAUUUCUGUCUUGACCAGUGCUUUUGUUGUUUUAUCCUAGUUGAUUAAAGACACAAUAAAACAACACUUCCAAACUAAUUGGUUAAUUGUUACUCAUUUUUCUUACAUAUUUAUACUAAAAUAAAACAAUUAAGCAUUUACAUUGAUGUUUCUUAAACAAAACUAAUUUUCUGUUUGUAGUCUGUCAAAUUUAAUGGAAGCAGUAAUGACAUAGAAGAUCCUGGAAAAUUAGUGCUCUUUUUAACUAAUGCUAAAUCUCAUGUAGCAUGAACGCUUUACAUAGCCAAAAUUAGGAAAGGAAUAGCAUUCAUCUAUAAGUAUUGCUGAAAUGGAAGGGAUGGCCUAACCAUGCUAAAAUGAUAGAAAAUAUUUAGCAAAUGUGAACAUUUUAAAUAGAGGUGUACAUUUUAUAUACAGUGCGAAUGACAAAUUUAAGCUCAGAUGCACUGUCUAGCAUAAUUCAUGAUGAGCUAGAAAUUGUUGAAGCUGAUGUAUAGUGAUACUGUGUUUAUCUGAGAGAGAGGAUCUUUGAUAGGAUUUUAUUUCCUAUAUCAUUCCAAAUGUCUGCAUUCCAUUAUAAUUCGUCCUAGAUACUUACUUAUUCAGGGCCAAAGCAUUGUCGUUUAUGCAAGGCUGGAGUAAUCUGGCUUUGAUCUCCCUGGGGUUAAAAACGGAUGGUAUUACCCUUCUGACCUAGGCUGUGGAGCAUCUGUACAGCCACAACAGUCCGUGAGCGGUAUAAGCAGCUGCUACACCUACACUGAGGAUUUGGGCCAUUGGAUCAGCAUAAUCUCAUCAACCUAUUGGCCACGCCUUUGACCUCCUUCUGACCUCCCUUGCAUGCUGCGGAGAAAGCCAGUGCAAUAUAUUUGAUGGCUUUUGGGAUGUGCCCCUCUUCCUGGUCUCGAGACACCUCCCUGUCCGUAAUGGAGCCCCAGGAUAUAUUCAGAAUCUGCUGUGGGCACAAAGGCCAGAGUAGGAGAACGUGUUAGGAUUCAGUCCUUGAUGUGGAAAGCUAUUGAGUUGAGAAAGUAGACACCUGCAAGAGCCAGCAGAAUAAAAAUUGCAAGAAUGUGUUCUCCAAGAAUGCGUGGCUCUCCUUACCUGUCCUGAAUACAUCCCUGGCCUACAGGUCUCCUUGGCCAGCCUAUUGACUUAUAUUAAAAUUCUCCACUAAAAUAGAAACAAGCUUACAAAAAUGACCAAAUCUGUGUGUAAGUGUAACUCAAACUUACUAGAAUCAAACUUCAUUAAAUGUUUGAAAACUACAACGUCUUGUAAGCUAAUAUCAAUAGGAUAUUAGGUGCCACUUUGAUCCCUCUCUAAAACCUGAAAAUAUGUAAUGGUUCUCCUUAAAACGCACAAUGUAAGCAUUAACACCACUUGUAGGCCUCGGGGCCUAAUUAGCAGUGAAUGAUGACUAAUGUUUUAGUGUUCUCUGGAGGUUUUUAACGUAGGAUAUAACAUACUGAAAUGUUGGAUACUUGCUGUAUGCACUUUGUUAUGAAACUUUAAUUUUCAUCUGUUUUGCUUAACCUUUACAAAUCUGGCUUUCAGUACAGCCAUGCACGGUACAUUAAGAAACAAGAGGUGACAAACAGUUAGAAUUUUGAUUUUGCUAAAGAAAACUUUAAAAGACUUUUAUCUACCAAGAAAACCCUCAUGUUCUGUGUAAUCUGCAAAGAGGUAUUAAUGCAAACUGAUCCUUAGAGUGUAUCUUGUUUAGUGCGUGAGGCACCAAAAUGAAAAGUUACACUCUGUUUGUCAAAAUAGAGCUUUAUGAAGUGGUUGAGGAAAGCUUCUGGGAUUUUGUAUAUUGUAAUUUAUCCAUUUGUAAUUAGAAGAAAUAACAUUUGUUUUUUGGAGAAGAGGAAGAAAAAGCAAAUGAUUUGACAACAUAAUUUGGGUUUAACAGCCUAGUUUUUGAGCUAGACUAAAUGUAAAAUAUGUACAUUCCAAAGGAGUUUGCAAACUUGAGAUCUCUUGUUUAUGCCUAAUGGUUUCAUUGUAAGACAACGUUGUCUUACCGAUUGGGACAAGUAGCAGUGCUUGCUUAAGGGAUUGUCAGGGCUUUUUCUGCUCAGCACCCCUCUUUCCAGACAGAUGGGUAAACAUGGGGACAUAACUUUUCUUAUUUUGCAUAGUAAUUUUCCUGAACUCCAAGAAUGUUUUUCACAUUCAUCAAAAUGUUUUCUUAAUUUAGUUCUCCAAGUAGUGCCUGUCCCCAGAUAAAAUUGAUCAAAACUUGGAUUUAUAAAAUAAACACACUUAAAAUAAGGAAUCCAGUACAGUUUUCUGUGUGUUGAAUUGUAAGUAAUCAUAUACGUCUUUAGCAGUUGCUUGAUUCCAUAAGCACUGUUGAACUGGCACAAGGUUAAAAAUUGCUAUGGCCAUGGAAUUUAGUUGUCUAUGCUUGGGCUCUCACCAUUUUUAACACCAGUGCAAAUGCACUGCUGUUAGCAACCAAUGAGGAUUGAGGGGAAUUUUAGGAAAUUUUCACAGCAUAGACAAGGCUUCAGAAAGAGAUUAGACUCUCAGCAAGUCCAGUGUCUUGAUUAAGACCCUGAUCCUGCACCAUUAAAGUCAAGGUGAGUUUUGCCAUUGAUUUCUAUGAAGAUAGGAUCGAGCCUUAAGUAUCCGUUCUUUUUACCCAUUCCAAAUCUUAACCUACUGAGCAUGUUAACAUUGUGGGAUUUGGAUUAGAUGACCUAAUGUACUUUUCCAAUUGUAAAUUGUUUUGAUGUGUAAAUCCAAAAUACAGCUGUUUAUUCCUAUUUCUCCUAUCUCCCACCGUAGUUUGUCCAUGUAUAUUGGAAUAGAAUUGAAUCCCAAGUGGAGUAUGUUCUCUGGCUCAGUAAUAUCGCUAAAGAUGGAACCUGUGUAUUAGGUCAUCCUGUCCAUUCCCUAGCAAUGCAGGAUUGUUCUCUAUAAUAUACUGUCUGUAUCUAGGCUAGUUUUAAAUGAUUCAGACAGUGAGGCUUUCACCACUUCCUUUUGGGAAGCUGUCCCAUGGCCUAAUAAGACCCGACCAUAAGGAAGUUUUUCCUGGUAUUCAGCCUAAAUUUUUCCUUUUUAAAUGUCUUCUCUUUACUUGCACUUACAUUCUGCUUUGCCACCAUAAAUAAAUCCACUCCCUCUUUGAUAUAUAGACCCUCCACCCAUUUGUAGAUUAUCGUGUCUAUCUCCGGCUGACCAAACAUGCAGAGAUGAAAAUAUAACCCGGUAUGUUUGGUUUAAACAUAUUUUAGUUUAUUACUAAAAGUGGAGUUUGGAAAACAUUGUUUCUUGUUAGUAAAUCCGCAUGCUGUAACUUAGAGCACAGUCUGGCCAUUUUCUCUGGUUUUUGGCAUGCUCCUUUAUAAACAUAAUUUAGGUCUAAUACUUAGUUAUGGUUUUGUGAAUGCAAAGAAGAAAAUUCAGCUUUCCAUUUAGAUUUAAUAAUUAGUCGCCUAUGAAAUUAACACAGUUAGUCUGUUUACAGUUUCCAUCAAUUAGAAGAUAUCAAAAAACUUAUCAAGAAUGUGUAACUUGAGCUCUUCCUUUUAUAAAGGGUGCAUAUUUUUAAUUGUAGGUGGAUGGUAGCUGGAAUCAGUGCUAAUAACUUCCAUUCAUUUCCCCAAAAUAUGAAUUAUUACUUUAAUCUGUGGAGUGUAACACAAGGGAUCUCAUGUUUUGAACAACCAUGUACAGUAUAUUUUCUUCCGUUUCACUCUGUGAACUGUUUGUAAUGUAUAAGUAAACCAUUAAAAAAAUCUUAGUAUA